UCCGAAAGGGACUCGUACAAGGAGAUCAUCUUCUCAAACACCAUCCAGUCAAUGUGGGAAAUCCUCGAAGCCCUCCCACAACUCGACCUAACCCUCGCACCGCAAAACGACGCCCGCCGCGCAACCAUCAUGGCCCUCCCCAUGCAAAUCGAAGCAGACGUCCUCCCACGAGACGUCGUCGACGCCGUGCGCUCCCUCUGGCGUGACCCCGGCGUCAAAGAAGCCGUGCGUCGUUCCCGGGAGUUCCAGCUGAACGAUUCAGCAGUGUACUACUUCAACUCGAUCGACCGUAUGGCAGCUACGAAUUACAUCCCUACCGACCAGGAUAUCUUACGGAGCAGGGUGAAGACGACGGGAAUUACGGAGACGUCGUUA
Molecule: messenger RNA, 375 nt
Organism: Laccaria bicolor S238N-H82
Lineage: Eukaryota; Fungi; Basidiomycota; Agaricomycetes; Agaricales; Hydnangiaceae
Product: G protein alpha subunit
Exons: 2
Biological process (GO): G protein-coupled receptor signaling pathway
Cellular component (GO): heterotrimeric G-protein complex
Molecular function (GO): guanyl nucleotide binding; GTPase activity; G-protein beta/gamma-subunit complex binding
Source: RefSeq, a predicted model, not a curated record